Molecule: messenger RNA, 1190 nt
Organism: Glycine soja
Lineage: Eukaryota; Viridiplantae; Streptophyta; Magnoliopsida; Fabales; Fabaceae
Exons: 5
Coding region: 21-986 (321 amino acids)
Source: RefSeq, a predicted model, not a curated record
AGGCAUAUUUGUUAACAUAUAUGCUGCUUAUGCAUAAUUUGUCCCUCAAUAGUUUUCAAAAAAUGGAAUCUGCUAUUUGCCUACGCUAUUGCCCCAUUCCCUAUGGUCCCAAAGGAUUUCAUGGUGCAAAUCCUAGCAGAUUUCAUCUCAAGAUUAACCAUGCCACCCCUCUUUCUCUCCCUCAAAUUUCCACCACCAGAAGCCCUGUUACACGUUCAUUUGGGCAUGCAAAUUGCAUGCUUGAAAGAUUCUCAUCAGUACCCUCCGAGAAUGAGGGAAGUGGCAACAAAAUUUUGAGAGGAGUGACACUAUCUUCUCUGGUUCUGACAUGUGUUCUUGGAUUAUUUAGUUUUGGUGGCAAGAAUAUGUAUCCUAAACUCACCACAGCUUAUGCUUCACCAUAUGAUAAAAUUGCAUCUUUAUUUGUCCGUGAGACUGAGGCUCAAGGAAGUGUUGCUCUCAAGCCACGGUUGGAUGGGGCUCAAGGAAGUGUUGCUCUCAAGUCACUGUUGGAAAUACCGAGCGAUGCAGAACUCGCAGAUACUCAGAAGAAAAGGUCUUCCAACUUCGGUGAGCGUGGACCUAGCCAGCUAGAAGUUAACAACCUUAAGUGGCUGGCUAUCGGUCUAAGCAAAUCUCCGGAUAGAAGUAAAGCACUGAAAACACUGACAGAUCAAUACAAGUACUGCAAGGCGCACAAGAUCACUGGAGAGUCAGAACAGUACCUGGAACUGGCUAUGGUAGAACUUUCCAUGUUUAAGGGAAAAUUUGAGGAAGCCCUUGGUCUGCUUAACGACAUAAUUGGUGAAAAUGUGGAACCUAUGGUGCUAUCAGAACUUCACAAGACUGCCGUAGAGGAAGAAAAUCAUUAUGAGGAAUUGCGGCUAGCUCGACUUAUACUUUACAAGGCCAUUGUACACACCGUUUUGGAACAGAAGGAAAGGGAUCAAUGGUGGGAGGCAUUCAUGCAAACAUGUAGGCAAUGAUGGGCUUAUUAUUUCCAGCACAAUGUGUCUGGGUUUUCAAAUUAGGAUUCAUUUACUUUCCAACGGACAAAGUACCCAAAAAUAGUUUGUUUCAAUUGAAGAAUUUAUAAAAAUUAAUUUCGUGUAGGGCGUUUUUCUUUUGUAUAUUUUACAAUUAUUCAAAAUCUCAAAUAGUUUAUCUCCAAUUUUAUAUUUUUUUAUCUA